Messenger RNA from Entrophospora candida, 4626 nucleotides. The record is from the annotation of a GenBank genome assembly. Lineage: Eukaryota; Fungi; Glomeromycota; Glomeromycetes; Entrophosporales; Entrophosporaceae.
AUGUCUCAAUUAAAGCUUUCCUCUUCUACCGAAUCUUUUUCAAGCAACAAAAUAAAUAACUUACAAAAUGUCCAGGAUUCUAGUGAAAUCAUUAAUGAUGGCGGCGGCGAUCACUUGGUAGAUGAAAUAAAAGCAACAUGUGAAUUACAAUGGUCAAAUUUGGUACAUGCUGAAAUUAUAUCUGUUACAAGCGCAAUGAGAAAAAAUUCUCGAUGGUCUGGUAUGAACGUAACUGGUUUAAAUAUGGGUGGAUUAGGUAUAAACAUGGGUUUAAGAAGAGUUUAUGUUGCUGAGAUAGGUUAUAGAAAUCAAGAAAGUCCAUUGCUGAUUGGUUUUUCAAACCUUAGAUCUCAUUUAUCAACUAUUUCAGGAUUAAAUGAGAUUGAUGCAGUGGCAUUACUAGAGCCUUUUCUGGAAGUUAUCAAAUCUGGAGAUACGAAUGGUCCUAUAACUGCAACAGCACUUGGAAGUGUGGAGAAAUUUUUGACAUAUGGAAUUUUAAAUAUGAAUUCACCAAAUCUGCCUCAAGCAAUGUCGAUGCUAUCAUCUGCUGCAACUCAUUGUAAAUUUGAAGGAAGUGAUUCUGUAUCAGAUGAAUUUGUGCUCUUGAAAAUUUUACAGGUGCUAAGAUUAUCUUUAACUUCUGAAGUUGGUCGAGUCCUUAGCGAUGAGGCUCUUUGUGUUAUGAUGGAGACUGGUUUAAGCAUGUGUUGCCAAAUGAGACUUAGUGAAAUGCUGCGUAGAUCAGCAGAACAUACAAUGAUUGUAAUGGUUCAAAAUAUGUUUGAAAGACUCAAAUCUUUGGAGGAAAAACCAUCGUCAUUAUUUUCUCGUGAAAACGGUGACGGUGAAAAUGGCUCUUCUCAAGAUUUACAAGUUCGCAUGGCACCACCAGAUCCAAAAUCACCUCAUCUUCCUUUAUCCAUGGAAAACAUCACUGAUCCAUUCAAUAAUAUUAGCAAUAAUAACACAAAUACUAUUUCAAUUUCUAAUAAUGAUGAUUUGGUAAAGUUAGAUAGAAAAGGAGAAGAGGUGGUAGAAGAUGACGAGGUGGAAUCAAAUUAUGAAAUUUUGACAACUCAAGAAGGGAGAUUAUCAACCGCUUUGAAUGAAGAAGAAAAAGAAUCAGACCCUAAACCAUUUGGAGUACCUUCAAUACGUGAAUUACUUCGUGUUCUCAUAUCAUUACUCAAUCCUCACGAUCAUCAACACACUGAUACUAUGCGACUCAUGGCUCUUGGUAUUUUGAAUGUGGCAUUUGAAGUCGGUGGUCGGACGAUAGGUCGAUUUGAAGUUUUACGUAAUCUUGCUGUCGAUGAAUUGUGCAAAUAUCUAUUCCAAUUGGCACGUACAGACAACAUGAUAUUGUUAUCAUUAACAAUUCGUGUUAUCUCAACAGUUUUCGGCACACUUCGCCCAUAUCUUAAAUUACAACAAGAACUUUAUCUAUCAUUUUUAAUUGAAAGGUUAACACCACCAUCGUACAGUUUAAGAUCUCUUGCAUUAAAUGAGGUAUUUGCUAGUUCUAACACCGAUAAUUCUCUGCAACUUGAUCCUGGCAUUCCAAUAUCACCAAAUCGUGAGCAACGUAAUUUUAAAAUGAGUGAUGUUUCAUAUGCUACUGGUGAAAUCCGUGAAUUAUUGUUAGAAUCAUUGGGACAAUUUGCUAGAGAGUCUUCUUUCAUGGUUGAUUUGUGGGUUAAUUAUGAUUGUAAUGUUGAUUGUGGCGAUUUGUUUGAGGAGGUUAUUAAAUUCUUAAGUAAGAAUUCUUUCCCUGACUCCGUUGGAUAUUCUGUGAGCAAUUCACAUACAAUAUGUUUUGAUGCACUUUUAAUGUUUGUAAAUCAUAUGAUAGAUCGGUUACAGGAAAAUGUUAAUAAUGCAUCUAGUUGUGAAUUAUCUUGGGAUCAAUUGACAGCAGCUGAUUAUAAUUCAGGAUUAAAACCAAAGCGUAAACAACAAAAACAAAUAUUACGUGAAGGGGCAGCAAAAUUUAACGAAAGCCCUAAAGCAGGAUUAGAAUUUCUUAAAGCAAAUAGGAUUAUUUAUAGUGAUAAUACGGUCGAUGAAAAUACUAGUACUGCAAUAUUUUUAAAAUCAACACCACGUCUAAAUAAAAUUGUUCUUGGUGACUUUUUAUCAAAACCUUCAAAUUUUGAAAUUUUAAAAGCUUUUGUAAAACUUUUUAAUUUCCAAGGAAAGAGAAUUGAUGAAGCCAUGAGAGAAAUGCUUGAAUCAUUUAGAUUGCCGGGUGAGGCCCAACAAAUUGAAAGAAUCAUGGAAACAUUUGCUAUAACUUAUUUUGCUACUAAACCAGCUGAAAUUGCAUCACAAGAUGCUACAUUUGUUUUAGCGUAUUCAGUUAUAAUGUUGAAUACUGAUUUACAUAAUCCACAAGUUCGGCGACGUAUGACAAUUGAAGAUUAUAUGAAAAAUUUAAGAAAUGUUAAUAAUGGACAAAAUUUUGAUACAGAAUAUUUGCAUGCCAUUUAUGAUGCCAUUCGUAAAAAAGAAAUAAUAAUGCCUGAAGAACAUGAAGGUCAACUUGGAUUUAAUUACGCAUGGAAAGAAUUGUUACAUAGAGCCGAAAGUGCAGGACCAUUUAUAAUAUGCGACGUUUCUUUGUAUGAUAAAGACAUGUAUACGACAGUAUGGAGACCUACAGUGGCAGCUAUUUCCUAUGCUCCAGAUGAUGCGACUUUACAAAAGGCUAUUAAUGGAUUUCACCAAUGUGCAUUAUUAUCAGCUCAAUAUAAAUUAUAUGAAGUCUUUGAUUAUAUAAUUAUGUCAUUGGCAAAAAUGACAGGACUGCUUGGUUCCAGAUAUUCUAAUGAGACUGCCAGUAAUCCAAUUAUUAAAGUUCAAGGUAUUGAAAUCACAGUAAGUGACUUAGCAAUUCAAUUUGGAAGAAAUUAUAAAGGACAAUUAGCUGCUGUUGUUUUAUUUGCCGUUGCUAAUGAACAUGGAAAUGUAUUAAGAGAUGGAUGGAAAUAUAUUUUAGAAAUUAUAAAGAAUCUUUUUGUAAAUUCAUUAUUACCAAGUUCAAUGAUACAAGUGGAGGAUUUUUUGGCCGGUACAACAACAAUUCCGCUUAAACCAAAAACCACCAAUACAUUUCCAAAGCAAGAAAGACGUGACAAUUCUUUAUUAUCGGCAUUAUCAUCUUAUUUAUUAUCACCAUAUUCAAGUAAUUACGAAUCUUCAAGAAGUGCACCUACAGAAGAAGAAAUAGAAUGUACCAUGUGUACAGUUGACUGUGUUAAAGCAUGUCACUUGGAUGACAUAUUUGCUGAUAUAAGAACUUUAGGACAAGAAUCACUUGAAAAUCUUAUGAAGGCACUUAAAUUCAUUGCAGAUGGAAAUACAACAACAAAAACCAGUAAUAAUAAUAAUACCACCACUACUAAAUUAUCUUAUCCACCAACACCUCAUACCACAUACUCACAACGACAGUCACCGAAAAGCAAAUCUCAAAAUAAUAGUAUUCUGUUAGUUGAGAGAACAGUUGUUGCAUUGCUUAGAUUGUGUAUUCGUCUGACACAUAAAGAUGACAUGGUAUUUGAUAUCUUGCUAGCAUUAGAACUAUUAGCGACAUUACCACAUGACGUAAUAAAUUCUGUUGGUGAACAAAUGAUGGCAGGAAUAUUAAAUAUCAUUAAAUCAGAUCCAUCAUGUAUCAAAGGCAAAAGGCCAUGGGAAUCAGUAUUCAAAUUACUUAGAGCAACAUCAACACAUCCGCAAGCAUCUAAAUAUUCAUUUGACGCCAUUACAUUUUUGAUUAAAGAAAAGAAAAGUAUCAAUCUUGAUAAUUUUAAUGAUUGUGUGGAACUUUUGGCAGAAUUUGCUUCAGCUGCUACAUUUCCAAUAGACCAACAAGAUCAACAGUUUACUGAAUUAUCAAAUCCAAAGAAUUUAAGAGCUAACCUUACCAAAACCCAAUCAGCUAUUAUAGAUAGAGCAAAAGAAGCAGUUGUAUUGAUGAAUAUGUUGUAUAUGGAAAUACCAAACUUACUAAGUGAAACUGGGAAAUCGCCAAGAGAAGCAUGGUCAAAUUAUUGGUUACCAAUAUUAACAGGAUUUAGUCAACAAUGUUAUAGUCCAUGUCUUGAAGUUAGACAAAAUGCGAUAUCAUGUUUGCAACGAUCGCUUUUAAAUCCACAACUUGUAUCACAUGGUGGUACAGAAUGGGUAUUGGUAUUUGAUCUUGUGCUGUUCCCAUUGUUGGAUCAACUAUUAAAACCAGAAAUCUAUCAAGCCGAUCCAGUUGGUAUUGACGAGUCUAGAAUAAGAGCAUCGGCUCUAUUAUGUAAAAUAUUUUUACAUUAUUUGAAUAGAUUGAUUGAAUGGGGUGGAUUGAUUACAUUGUGGUCUCAAGUUUUAGAUGUAAUGGAGAAAUAUAUGUUUACAGGCGAUAAUGAUUCAUUGAGAGAAGCAGUUCCCGAAUCAUUAAAGAAUAUGUUAUUGGUAAUGUUAACUUCUGGUGUUUUGAUUCCUCCAGGAUCAUCAUCAUUAAAAAAUGGAAAUAAUAAGCUUAAUGAAAAAGCAUCAAUUGAGAUAUGGGAAAUUACAUGGACAAAAAUUAAUAAAUUUUUACCAAAUCUUAAAAUAGAAUUAAAUUUAAAUUAG